Candidozyma duobushaemuli is the source of this 1650-nucleotide messenger RNA. It is a transcript of the gene ALG6, whose product is annotated as dolichyl-P-Glc:Man(9)GlcNAc(2)-PP-dolichol alpha-1,3-glucosyltransferase. Gene Ontology annotation, biological process: protein N-linked glycosylation. The transcript has a single exon. The record is from RefSeq and is a predicted model, not a curated record. Bases 1 to 1650 code for a protein of 549 amino acids. Gene Ontology annotation, molecular function: dolichyl pyrophosphate Man9GlcNAc2 alpha-1,3-glucosyltransferase activity. Gene Ontology annotation, cellular component: endoplasmic reticulum membrane. NCBI's taxonomy places the organism in Eukaryota, Fungi, Ascomycota, Pichiomycetes, Serinales, Metschnikowiaceae.
AUGGGAAAACAUUCCGCCAGAAAGAAGAAAGUAGUUCCACAAAAGAAGCGAAUUGUCGAGGCUGAUGACGAUGUCUCUUCAUACAAGCAGAAUCCUUAUCUCAAGACCCCCUUGUAUGAUCUUUUGCAUGUUUUCGAGAGAGCGCCCGACCAGUGGGCUGCCCGAUACAUCUUAAUAUUGAGUGCCAUCUUGCUAAGAAGUGCGGUAGGCCUUGGGCCCUGGUCUGGAAAGGGGGAAGAACCUAUCAAUGGCGACUUUGAAGCCCAAAGACACUGGAUGGAAAUCACAAUUCAUCUCCCGAUCAACGAAUGGUACUUCUAUGACUUGCAAUACUGGGGUCUCGACUAUCCGCCACUUACCGCUUACCAUCUGUGGCUCUGUGGUAUCUUUGGUAGCCUAAUUGACAGCAGCUGGUUCCAACUUGAUAAGUCCAGAGGUAUCGAGACGCCAGCGAUCAAGACAUACAUGAGAUACACCAGUUUGGCAAGUGAGCUCAUUGUGCUAUUUCCAGCCAUCCUACAAUUAGUGUCAUUGCUUGGUGGAAAGAAGCUUAGACUCGGAAGGAUGCAUCAAAUUGUCAUAAUUGCGUUGAUCGUCACUCAGCCACCAUUGAUAUUGAUUGAUCACGGUCAUUUUCAAUUCAACUCCAUAAUGCUCGGUUUCUUUUUGUUUUCCGUUUCGGAGCUACUCAAGGACAAUUUAUUGAUGGCGUCUGUCUGGUUUAUUGCCUCCAUCAUGUUCAAGCAAAUGUCACUUUAUUACAGUCCAUUCAUUUUCUUUUACAUUUUGUCCAAAUUGUUCAAACCUCAAGAGAAGCUCGUCAAAACGAUUGCAACCUUUGAUAUUCCCAAAUUAAUUGCAGUUGGAGCAACAGUGGUGGUUUCAAUUAUAGCCGUACUUAUCCCAUUUCUUGUGGCGGCUCAAGAUGUCACUGAACUAGAGAAACUCAUCAGGCAGAUUGUACUCAGAAUGUUUCCAUUUGAGCGUGGGUUAUUCGAAGACAAGGUUGCUAACUUCUGGUGCGUUACGAACAUCAUUUUCAAAUAUAGAGAGUACUUCAGCCCAGAGCAACUCAAGAUAUUUUCCCUUGGGUUGACACUUUUGUCAAUACUCCCACCCUGUUUGAUUGCAUUCUGGAAAAACAUCACCCGCAAAUCGACACCACCAACUUUGUUGAUCUAUGGCUUUAGCGCUACUGCUUGGGGCUUCUACCUCUUCUCGUUCCAAGUACACGAGAAGACAGUUUUGGUGCCUUUGAUUCCAUCAACCUUCUUAUUACUUCUGACUGAUCCUAACAUGGUUGGUAUCAUUCAGUGGAUCAAUAACAUCUCGAGUUUCAGCUUGUACCCGCUUCUUAAGAAGGACGGGUUAGUCUUGCAAUAUGUGACCCUAACUCUUCUUGUGAACUGGUUUGUCGGAGGCUUCAGCAUUCCAAGCAGGAGCUUGUUGUGGCCUGAGCUGCUGCUGAUUGUCAUUAAGCUUGUUAUUCUUGCGUCAUAUGUCGCUGCCAUUGCCUACCAUACUGUCGAUUACUUCUUUGACCCACCAGCAAGCCUUCCAGACUUGUGGGUCAUCUUGAAUUGCGUUAUUUCAUUCGGUUGCUUCUCGUUCUUCUAUUUGUGGUUGAACUACAGCCUAGUGAAGCUUUAG